Molecule: messenger RNA, 1805 nt
Organism: Oncorhynchus keta (chum salmon)
Lineage: Eukaryota; Metazoa; Chordata; Actinopteri; Salmoniformes; Salmonidae
Product: globoside alpha-1,3-N-acetylgalactosaminyltransferase 1-like
Exons: 14
Coding region: 366-1571 (401 amino acids)
Biological process (GO): carbohydrate metabolic process
Cellular component (GO): Golgi apparatus; membrane; vesicle
Molecular function (GO): hexosyltransferase activity
Source: RefSeq, a predicted model, not a curated record
AAACAAAAAGCCUUAUCGUGGUGUAGUAGGCUAUUCUGAAUUAUUUCUGAACAGACAGCAGUAAUUAUAUAACUUUGGCAAACGUAUUUACAUUUAUCAAUGGUGAUGCAGUUCCUUCAGAAACCUUCUCGCGAUUCUAUUAGGAAAUAAAUGACGAAGUGCAACGCUGGAGAGAUGAGAGUUUGCAGCCUGAUGUCUUAUCAGAGCAGAGAGAGGGAGAGAGAUCAUAGAAAGUGGGUCUCGUUUUUGUUAUGCGAGAUAUACUGGCGUGCUUCUCACACAUAAGUUACAAUGUUGCUCAAACCAAAUAGGCUCCGGAACAAAACAGUCCAAAGCGUAGAAGAUCCGGCUCAAAUUAAGCACUGAUGACGAGCCUUCAGAUGGUGAUGGUGGGGAGAUUUUUAGUCUUCGGCAACUGUUGCUGUACCACAGCAAGUGAGCGAAUGAGGGGACGUGAACAUUUCCAACUUGCUUUAGUACUAGCUGCGGGAAUGACUAUCUGCUGGCUCGUCUUCUCAUACUGUGCAUCCGUGUCUCUCACCCAGGUGAAUCGCCAGGUUGUGCUGAAUCACAGAUUACAGCGUAAACAAGCCAAACUGAUGGAACCGGUGAGGACUGACGUGCUGACUGUCACCCCGUGGCUGGCUCCUAUAGUCUGGGAAGGGACUUUUGACCCCCAGGUCAUAGACGAGGCCUUUAUGUCCCAAAACCUCACCAUCGCUACCACUGUGUUCGCUGUAGGGAGAUACACUCGUUUUCUCCGGGACUUCUUAGAGUCAGCUGAGAAGCACUUCAUGGUGGGGCUGGACGUGCACUACUACGUGUUCACCGACGUGCCCGGCGACGUGCCCGACAACGUGACUCUGGGUGUCGGCAGACUGCUCAGCAUUGUGAGGGUGCCGAAGUUCGACCGCUGGCAGGAGAUAUCCCUCCGUCGUAUGGAGCUCAUCCAGACUGCCAUUAAGGAUCGCAUCCACCGGGGGGCGAACUACAUAUUCUGCCUGGACGUAGACAUGAGGUUCCACGGCCGUGUGGGUCCCGAAGCUCUGGGGAGACUGGUGGGCGCCAUCCACCCCUGGUUCUACAUGUACCCCCGGAGCCAGUUCCCCUACGAGCGGAGGACCGUCUCCACAGCCUACAUACCCAUGGACCAGGGAGACUUCUACUACCAGGCCAACAUAUUCGGAGGAGCGUUGGAAGAUGUUCACCGGCUGACCAAGACAUGCAGGGAGCACCUGGAGGUUGAUAAGUCAGUGGGCGUGGAGGCUGUGUGGCAGGAAGAGAGUCACCUGAAUUGGUACCUGUUGAGGAACAAGCCCACCAAGCUCCUGUCACCGGAGUAUGUUUGGGACGACGCUAAAGGACAGGAUGCCAAGGAGAUAAAACUGAGAGAUGUUUAUUCCUGUCGACACGACGUACAAAGAAUCCAGGUUGCGAAUCAGUUCAAAUGCAGUUUGGACAAAGGAUCCUUCGGGAAAGUCGUAUUCCUGGUCGUAGUGCUGGAAGUCAUUUCAGAAGGGAAACGUGUGAUAUCCUGGAGAGAAGUAAAUCUACUCAUCAAGCCCUUUUGAUUAGUGGAAUUAGUUCAUUUUUGUUUUGUCAAGACUACCAGCGGGUUUCCCCUCUGCUCCUGUCUCUCGAUUGUUCCUGUUUCCUAGUUUUCCCGGGGGUUGACCAUUCUGCCUACCCUGACCAAGAGACUGCCUGCCGUACUGUACCUUUACUAUGUGGAGUACUGACCUCUGCCUGCCCUUGACCUGUCUUUUGCCUGUCCCUGUUCGAUUAAUAAACUGUUGUUACUUUGA